Messenger RNA from Alligator mississippiensis (American alligator), 1050 nucleotides. It is a transcript of the gene NR0B1, whose product is annotated as nuclear receptor subfamily 0 group B member 1. The coding region runs from base 21 to 764 and encodes 247 amino acids. Gene Ontology annotation, biological process: negative regulation of transcription by RNA polymerase II. Gene Ontology annotation, cellular component: nucleus; cytoplasm. The record is from RefSeq and is a predicted model, not a curated record. The transcript has 2 exons. NCBI's taxonomy places the organism in Eukaryota, Metazoa, Chordata, Crocodylia, Alligatoridae. Gene Ontology annotation, molecular function: transcription factor binding; transcription corepressor activity.
AGCGGCGGCAGCGUAGCCCCAUGGCGUGCGUGGGCCGCGGGCGGUGCUGCGCGGGCGGGCGGCGGCAGGGCAGCAUCCUCUACCACAUCCUGCGCAGCGAGGAGCAGCCAAGGGGCUCGGGGCCAGGCUGCUCGUGCGGCGCCCGGGGCCGGGGCCGGGGCCGGAGCCGGGCCGCGGCGGGCGGCGAGAGGGCGGCGGCGGCGGCCGUGCUGGUGAAGACGCUGCGCUUCGUGAAGGGGGUGCCCUGCUUCCAGCAGCUGCCGCUGGCCGAGCAGCUGGUGCUGGUGCGCGCCGCCUGGGCGCCGCUGCUGGUACUAGGGCUGGCGCAGGACGGCGUGGCGCUGCCCGCGCACGAGGCGGCCCAGCCCAGCAUGCUGCAGCGCAUCCUCACCGCCCGCCCGCCGCCGCCGCCCGCCGCCGACCUGCAGGCCCUGCACGGCGUCCUGGCCAAGUGCUGGAGCCUGGACAUCGGCCCCAAGGAGUACGCCUACCUCAAGGGCGCCGUGCUCUUCAACCCGGAUCUACCAGGGUUGCAGUGUACACAGUACAUCCAGGGACUGCAGAGAGAAGCACAGCAAGCUUUAAACGAACAUGUCAGACUGAUUCACAGAGGGGACCAGGCCAGAUUUGCCAAGCUGAAUAUUGCUCUUUCCUUGCUGAGAUCCAUUAAUGCUAAUGUAAUUGCUGAACUAUUCUUUAGGCCUAUCAUUGGCACAGUGAACAUGGAUGACAUGCUGCUGGAGAUGCUUUGUGCAAAAUUAUAAAGGCAUGUAUAAUAUACAAAUAAAUUAAAUGCAAAGGAAAUCCUAGAGCAGAAUAGUGUACAGCACUGUAAAUAAACUAACUUAUUGUUUUUACAUAGAUAGUAUUUUUGUAUUCAAUAAUAACAUAUUCAGGUUAUGACAUUACAUUUUAUUAAAGCUAUUGCUUUUAGAAUAGCUUUCAGAAUUACAAUCAAAUUAUGCCUUUUAAACUGUUAAGAGUUUUAGUUUCCAAAACUGAGGUGAAUAUUCUCUUGCUAUACCUCUGAAUAAAGGUAAUUUAUCUGUG